Messenger RNA from Pocillopora meandrina, 18626 nucleotides. The record is from the annotation of a GenBank genome assembly. NCBI's taxonomy places the organism in Eukaryota, Metazoa, Cnidaria, Anthozoa, Scleractinia, Pocilloporidae.
AUGUUUGACUCAAGGCAAAGUAAUUUGCGGCUGUCGAGUUCGCUCGCUUUUUUGCUCCUCAUUUCCUCUGUUGCUGGUGGCGGCGUGGCACCGGGAUUUAAAAUACAAGGUUUGUGUGUACAUUAUAGAGAUUUUAGUGUUCAAAACCGCAGGAGAGCAAAUUUAGAGCCACUGACUGCGACAUUAUCUACUCCUAGGGAGCCUGGCUUCGUGCACUGUUGAGAACGCAGUCAUUGAGCUACCAAUUUUGGCGGGAAAUCCAUGUUUUGUGUGCCGAUGCAAGGUUAGUGGAAGCCCUGAGUUUUUCUUUUUAAAGAAUUUAUAACCAGUUCGUGACAUCAUUGUUCAGAGUGUUUCGAUAAGAACUGCCUACAGUGACAACCUUGGCAGGAAACACAAACGCGUCUAUAAAAAGGCGAGCGAAGUUUUUAUAGGAUUAGGAAAUGGUCAAAAUUGCUGUUCAAAUUUCAACGUAAACAUUCGGUGGGAGGAAGGCAAAGACACUUAUUUACUUUUCAGAUGGAGGAAAAAUUAUCACUGAUAGCUGAUGGAGCUGAUGAUGGCUCAUUCCGUCUAGUCCUAGUAAAAUCAUUGGCUACAGACGCGUGCAAAUAUUUGGAAUAUGUCCAUAGAACGUACCAUCACUUGUCCAAUUUGUCUACCACCGUGCACACUAAUUGAACAUAAGUGAAGUAACACUCGCACGCGGUUUAGUUUUUGUGCAUAUGCUUUAUUUAGAUAAAUCAGCAAGCUAAAUAAAGAACAGGGCUCGCGUAUCUAAACAGAAAAUUCGACAGCUUGGGAUAGUUUGUAAGUGGGAGAGAUAAUAAAGAAAAAAAGUAACUAAGAGAGUCGAGAACUGAUCAACUCGUGUUCAUCUUAUCGGGAAGGGGUCGAGAUUGAAAUCAUCAUAAGCUCGUCAACAACAAUUUACUCUUGAACUGUUUCGUGGUUGAAUAGCUUCCCUUGUUAUUUGAAGUAAAUUGCUUUCCGUUUGCUAUGCGAAAAACGUCAACUUCACAAAAGUACACUUUAGCCUGUCCGUUAAAUGACAAUAGGCAAAGAGUAGAAUCAUUAACGCACUUGAGAAUCACUCAGGCUACUACUAAUGGCACAACAAACAACAAGUGCUUUUUCCACUUUUGAUUCAGCUGGUUCGUGUUCAAAUAUAUUACCGAGGAAUACGGAAUUUGUUUCUACAAAGACGAAGACACGAUGCGAUAAGCGGGCAAACACAAAGUCACGUAUACUUAAGGCGAUAUUGCAUGCCUUCCUUGGGUUGGGGUUAAAAUAAAAGGUUAUAAGUUCUCAUCUGUAUUUCUUCCUCUGUAUCACAUGUGUUCUCGCUAGCGGUCAACUUUUUCCUCUUUCGCAAUGAUUAAGUCAAGCGGACAAAUUUCUUCCUAGGUUAGGAAUUCCUAAUAUAGACAUAACUGAAUGAUUUCGAGUAGAUGGAUUUUCUAGUGGUGGGCAUAAAUUUUCUGAACAGCCUCGCCCGUUCUUCUAAUCUGUCACUAUUUGAACACAAAUUUCUUACCUUCGUGAGCAGAAUGAGUAUCUUGUAGCAGUUUUGAACUGAAAAAAAUCAGUCGCAAUAGUUCCUUAGACUAUUAAUCCGAAAAAUGUGCUUUGAGUUUCAUUCUCACCUCAACACGUUGUGAUUGACGAAUUACGAAAUACAUGCCUGAAUAUAAUUAGGAGAUUUGGGUGAAAAAAUUAUUUCAGUUGUUACUCUUGCCGUACGAACACAUUUCGAGGUUGCGUCUCAACUACGAGAAUGCCUCCAAAACGAAGGGAGAAUUCCAUUCAAUACGAAAGCGAGAGGUUGGGUGUUUUCGUACUAAAGGGUUCAGUUAUUUGAAGAAUGCGAAACUUCAGCUAUAAAAAGUGAAAUUGAAAGACAUGGCUGAUAAAACAAUCAAUCUGAUAAAUAACUGACACUAGAAGCCUAAAACGAACAUAGCAGACACGUUUGAUGGCUAAAUUACUCCAAACCGCGACUUUAAAAAUCAGUUUUAGCACGAAGGUAACUGUAGUCUUUCACAAAUCAGUCGAAAAUCCCCUGAUGAAAUGAUGGACAUAAAAGCCGGUUUCAGUUCUCCUUCUUUCCCAUCCUGAGUUUCCAAUACCUUUUUAAUCAUUUUAGCCUUUUUUUAAUUACCUACACGUAGCUUCAGUCGUUGCUCCAGACAGAAAAAUAAAUUAACUGUACUUCACCUGAAGAGAACACGAUAUAAUUUAAUUUUGACAGUGUAAUUCAUAACUGAGUUGCUUUCAUCCAUCUUUUCAUUCAAGUCAAAAGUGAUUGAUUGGCACAUUUCCGAAGGGUUACUCUGGGAAUGAUUGGCAAUUUUUAACGUCGUCUGUUUCUCGUUUCUUCUUUAAGAUACAACGAGAAAUCACAUGCAAGAUAGUUAUCACACCCUUUCCUUCCUAAGAUUUGACAUUCUGAUAUCCUUUCGUGUAUUUUGAGUCACAAGUCACUGGUAUUUGUUAUGUUCUCCUCUUUAUUAACGUCAGCGGCAACAAGAUUAGAAACAUUUGCAUUGAUAAGAUGAUAAGUUUUCUCAGUGCUGUAUCUUUUAUCAGUCUACGACUCAAUAACAGGCUUUGGCAUGCUAAUACAAAAAUCCAAUUUAACCUCCCAUGUUAUUGCUUAAGAUAAUUUGCAUAACUAAAAUUGUAUCAAAUAUUUGCUUCUCAUGAAAUCGCACGCAGAAAUAUCCAAAAACACGUGGAUUUAUCCCAAAGAAGCGAGUUGUGUGCCGAUCUCACCUAACUGUCAACUAUAACACGAAAAAAGUGUUCAAUUUCUUUCAUUAUUUCCAUCUUUUUGCCUUAAAACGGAUUCCCAAGAUGUUUUUUAAUAAAAAGAGAAGGAAUCUGACCCAGAAACAUUCACACAAGAUAAAAACAGUGUUUGUUUAACCAAGUGACUUUUCGUGCAAUUCUUACGUCAAAGAAUCUUCCACACCUCAUCGUGGCCACGGAGACGGAAAGUGAAAAGGGUUUUGAACCCAAAUACGGAAAAUAUCUGUGUAUCAAUAAAAAAAAAUGUUAUGGUAACACAGAUUGCAACGGAAAAAGAAACAAAUCUUUUUGAACACCGCAGAUAAAAAUCGUGAUCCGUCGAAGUUAACUUUCAUGUGGUUUGAUGUCACUCAUCACAUCAAAGAGGUACCCACAAACAAAGAAAGAAAAUCUCAUCCGGUCUUCCUUUAAAAGAACGUCGUGUUAACGUAGUCAGGUUCUUUCUCAAGCAUUCGUUUAUUUUUCCCGUUAUCUUAUGAGUAACCUUCCAAGCGUUUUAAACCUGUGGAAUUUGUCCCCUAGAGACUUUUAUUAACCCUAAGUUAUCACUGUAACAUAAAAUAAAAGCCCAAAUUAUGGGUUCUGCCAUGACGGUUUCUGCGAUGGAAGAAUUUAACGAUUGUUGGCAAAAAUUAAAAUUGAAAUCAUUAAAAAACCUUCAACUUAGAAAUAUCAUGUUGAAUGCAGUUUAGUCAUCCAAUAUGACGAAAUGAGGAAUCAUUACUUUAACACGCUUAGAUCCUUUAAUUUUGGUCGAAUUACCUCGGUUUAAAAUAGCCAGUGAAUUAAAAAAAAAGCCAUCAGAAAAUUAGCUUAUAUUUCCCACGAGAAAAUAAAUGGGAAAAAUUUUAUCCUUCUAUCUUAAAGUAAUCCGUGUAAGAGACUACAAAAAAUGAAGUAAUCAAAUUAUGUAACACUAUGUGGUACCGUUUAUUGACUUGCAUUAAGAAUCUAUCGUGCACAGCAUGACAGUAUAAGUCAAGUGCUUCGAUGUGGCGCUUUUUCCUCCCUUGCAAGGGAUCGUCAUAAGCCCCACUGGGUCGCCCUUAAUAGUUCAAAGUACUGCAGAGAGGUUUUGAUACGUAAAGACAAGCUCAGAAUAUCUUACUAUUUAAGUGCUUGGCUAUGUUGCUGUUUUGUACACGUUUGUUAUUUUUUCAUCAGUCGAUGACACUUUUCCAGUAUAAAGGGAGAUUUUUGAAAAUGGAAGUUCUUUAAACGUUGACUCGGAUGGCUUAUAGGUGCGGCCUGUAGUUCAUAAUUCAUCAAGCGUGAGGACGCUAUGAUUGAAUAUUAUUUUCCAGAGUUGGUCUCUCUUCGUUACGUUCGAUAGACACUAAAACCGUUAUCUAUCCAAGUACUUCGAUUACUUCACCACUAAAAACCGUUCGUUUCAUUGUAGGAAAUUGCAAUGUCUAAGUUCGAUGGCAUACAACCCAAAUUAGACCUGUAGAAGUAGCAGAAGAAGAAGUACAAAAUGAUUUAGACUAAAACGUAUCAAAUCUUCGUGCCGUGUCAGUAAGGUAGCUCUUCCGUUUCAAAACGCUGAUAUUUUAUCUUGAGAAUGAUUACUAGUGCUUAUAAGGACUACAUAGUAAGCCCCCUUGUGACUACAAUUAACAGCAAGGAUAUCGCAAGAGACUUCAAAUUAUUUGGAUCAUUACAUGCCUGUGGUUUACUUAUUAUGAUGGUGGUAUGAGAGUUUAAGCCGAGGAGAAAAACAGCUGAUGGGUCAAUAGCAUUUACGCAAAAGACGUUUCCUUUAAGGGGAGCCUUUCUUUUAGCCUGUCUGUAAACAUGAAACAAGAUACGGGUGUGUAUAACCUCUUAUGCCGCUGCAGAGUGGCAUCAGCAAUCCCACUAUCGUUGAAAAACAAGCAACUAAUCGCUAUAAUCUUGGCACUUGUUCACUUUGUUGGGGGCCUUUUCUCUGUUUUGAUGUGUCACGUAUUAUCAUCAAUUCUGUGAGACAUAUCGAUAUUGCCCCAAGGGUGGUAUUAAAAUUCAGACAAAAUAACAUUAAGUACUUCAAUUUAUUUACCUCGAAUUCCGUGCUGCACGCAUUAUUCACAUAACUUAACAAGUACGUUGUAGUGCUCAGGAAAUCCAGUCAAGAUCAUUUGCCAAUUGUCAUUGCUUAAUACCUUGCGGGAAAUGUUUUUCAGGAAACAAUUAUAUUUGUUGAUCAGAAAGAUAUUUCGAUUCACAAAUACAAAAAAGGAAAGAUAGAUAAGAUCUCUGAGCUAAAGACCACAACCUCCUUGGAAUCUCUUUCUCUAUCAAGUUCUCCAAAAAGAAACCGUUGCAGCAAUAAGUCAGACAGAUAAUAAAGGAAGUAGAAAAUAUUUCUCCAUCGGUUAAGAGGGAGUCAGACCCCAACUGACUGCGAUCCUUGACAGUAUAAACUGAUUAAUUGUGCCACCGGCGCCCUUCAUUCUCAGAUGAAGUGAGAUGCCAAUUCAGACUUGAUAUAUUUGAAAAUAUUCAACAGUUGUUUAGUCUCCCAUUUCUGAUCUGAACGAACUGAAACCCAAGAUCCUUAGGCUAACAAACAUCUACCACAUUAAACAGGUAAAAACCGAGAUUUGGCAAACAACCAUUAAAUAAGUGUCACAAGACAACUCUGUAGGUUAUAUUGCCCUCUUAUUUUAGUCAGCUAUCAUGCCUUUCUCCCAAUCCUUCCCUUCCCCCCGCCCCUCGGGAAAAGACAUAUCAAAAUAGCUUUGUCAGUAUAUUAAGAGUCAACUUGUAGAAAACAUUCAAACCAUUCCUCUAGUAAUGGAAAGAAACUUAAGGAAGUGGAUUCUGACGGCCGUUUGACGAACAUUUAACACCCAUGGAGAAAUCAAUAUAGAAAUUCUAGGCGUGAAUCGAGAAGUUAAUAAGGAACAACUAAGCUUCGACCAAUUAUAGAUCAGUUAUCAAUUCCUCCGCAACAUCUCCGCUGCAUUUACAUCAAUGUUUCUUUCUUCUACAGCAGCCGACGUAAUAUUGAAUCACAAACCUUCAAGCUACCUUAAAUUGCGAUCGCUGAAGCGAUUGUCAUAGCCUCGGGCAUUAAGUUGGUUAAGCAGCAGCCCCCCUCUCCCCCCCCCCAAAAAAAAAGAAAAAAAGACCCUUAUUUUUACAAUAACCAAGAAUUGAUAUUGGCUGAAGUUGUGAAAAUCAACGUACAUCACCGUCAUGGUAAGGUACUGGUCAAAUAUUUCCCAAACGAUCUGAUGAUUACAUUUCCAUUUUGGUUUCAUUUGAACAGCUAGUCAGAGGUGAAAAAUUCAGCAAUGUCUUCCUGUAUUGAUCUUUUGUUCCUCAGUGCAAUGCGUAUGCGUCCUUGCACCUUUUUAAAAAUGAAUUUUUUUCACAGCUUCACACAUGUAUGGACUGGCCAAUUGAUUUUCGUCCGGAAAUACUUGUAGAUAAUAUUGGCAGUGUUGUGAAGCAGCUAACGACUAGCAUGCAAAUCUUGGUUUGGAGAGAAUUAGCAACCGUGACAAAUGCCAUGGGAGCGUUCUUGACAUUGACAUUUCUAGAAACUCAGGCACUUUCGACAAGGAUGAUAUCACAUUAGACUUUCCACUCAUUUUUAACUUUCUCACUAGUGCUUAAAUUAUUACGAAUAGUUUACUGCGAGAUACAAGUCAAGGAGAACAAGUGCACAAUUUAUAAUUUGAGUCGUGUAAUUUCAGCACGUGUAAAUCUAUUAUAGCACCGCCUCAAGGGAAAUUUUCACGAUAUUUUUUAUUUGUUCUCUUCUAUGGGCAAACUGAUCCUUAACGCUAUGGAAACCAAUAAAAAAAUAUUUUGUAAGACAAAAAAAGCAGCAGAGUUGAAUUAGUGACUAGAAAACGAGCUAGGAUCGCUAGGGGUGCAGAAGAUUGACAUGGAUUAAACAGCCGAUUCAAAAAAUUCAAGCCAGAUUUUCAGGAUCCAUAAACAGCUACACAGCUGCUGUAAUUUCAAUGUCAUUUUCGACAACCUGAUGCUACUCUAUACUCUCGUGUGAAUCAGUUUCUUCCUUUUUCUUUUCACUCUUGUAAAAUGAUGGGCGACAUUUAAAAGCAAUGUGAGCAGCCGCAUAACCGAUUCAGUAACCAUCAUCCUUUAUCUUUGACAGAUAAUCUUAGCUAACAUUCUAAUGAUGCCACAAAAAUUGGUAAGGAUUUCUUAUUUAUGGCAUCAUUCAUGUCGUUUCAAUUCUUAUCUUGACCAAACGAUCCAGCUUUAAUUGGUUUUGUUGAAUAAGCGUGCCAUAAACGAGAUUACAAAGGGCAUAUAUUUAAAACGUAAAGGGUGGCGUGCUGUGCUAACGAUCCUAGGACACGAGAACUCAAACUUCUCUCCCUUCCCGACUUUCGCAUCUUAAGUAAGGAAAGGUACUUCUGGAGAGUAAAGUCUUAUAUAUUGUGGCUGUUGCUUCUGACAAAAAAAAAAACAGAUGUUAUUUGACGUUUUUGCAAAGCGAAAAACAAAUGACUCCAAAGAAAACUUUUAUUAAUGAUGAACAGCAAAGGGUCAACCCAAACAGAACAAGAGUAGGUAAACAGAAGUUUAUGCUAGGUUGCAAUCUGACAAGAUUGAUAAAUUAAGCUUUCUUAAGGCUUAAGCGGUGUCUGGAUAAGACUGGGUAACAAACUCAAAACAGUCUUGGUUCAAAACUUAACUCUUUGCCAUAGAGAUUAUUGAACGGUGUGAGCUUAUAAUCAACGCAAGAUCCACGGUGAAAUAUAUAACGACAUUCAGAUGUUGUGAAAAAGUACUAUGUAGUUCAUCUAGCGGUCCCUUAGUGAUACUUAUAUCCUAGAUCUCAGAAUAUAACACUUAUCCCGGAAACAAGAAGAUCUGGUAUACAUCAAGGAUAUCUAAAAGUAUAUGAGGGUAUUAUGUGAGCGAUCUUUUCAAACAUUUUUCAUCUUUUUUAGAACAAAUCUGUGGAAUGUUCGCGCGAGGUCUGUCCAAGGACGAACGCAUGCAAGGGAACUCUGAAGAGAGAGAAAGGCAAAUGCUGUCCCGUUUGCAAUGAAAACCAAGGUAAUAAUUCUCCGCGUAAGAAAUAAAGAACUUUCGUCACUUUGGGUGUUCAUGUUGAUCAUUAGCAGAAAAUUUCAACACAGCAUCUGCAAGGAAUCUGUGCGCCUCUGUCUCACCGCUAAUCAGAUACAGACUUAGGACAAAAAGAAAAGAAAGAAUUGUACACUAAGAUAGUCAGGCCACCAUGAAGAUGUCAAGAUAAAGAAAAAUUUCGAGAAGACAUCGUUAAUUGUUUCCAUAAAUUUUCAUUUAAGUGCUCUUAGUUCGAAAGUGCUCUAGAGCCCACGGAGUAGAAAAGCAAGACAAGGUGAUGUGCUUUAAAUGAAUCUAACCGGGCAGUAAUAAAAUUUUAAUUUUGCAGCGGAAACUCAAUGAUCAAUGCGCCCUGUCAGAAAAGGAGAAUACGUGGAGUUCUAAACCUGGAUUAUUAAAUUUGAAAUUAUAGUCCAUAAGAAAAUAUUUGUUUUCAACAAAUCUUUGUUAAGAAAACACUAAGAAAAAAGCUUGAGACAUGCGAACCACUUUGGACAGCUCCUUCUCCAAGUCCUUAUUUUCACGAUUCAGUUUUCGUUCAUGGUGUUUUCCUUUUCAAGGUUUUGUUUAUCCAUUUACUUAUUCAUUUUUGUUGGGUCUUCCUCUGCGGCACUAAAGGAUAUAAAAGAAGAGCCGCUUUCGAUAACCUCGACCGAGGUCUUUACAGGUCUUCUUUCACUUGCGACACAGUUCACUUCGUUUCCAGCAAAUUCUUUGAACUCUAGCAUCCAUGCAACUUAUAAAUAUAUAUAUAUAUAUAUAUAUAUAUAACUAACUGCAGACAGUACUGUUUCGGCCUUCUGGGCCUCAUCAGUGCAGUGCUGAUGCUAGGAUGGAGGUGAGGCCAUAUAGCCACCCCAAGUGAUCUCACACAUGUGGGAUCAUCUAAGCCAUGCCAAAUAUAUAUAUAUAUAUAUAUAUAUAUAUUUUUUUUUUUUUUUUAAUGAAUCUUUUGAUUGGAAAGGCCUGAAAAUUUGCUCCUAAAAAACCUUUGUUCUAACCCACUUUCGAGAAAGUUUCGCAAAUUAAAGUUACAUUUGAACCUAAAUAACCCUCGCGUUUGACCGGACUUUGGAAUGAACUGCUCAAUUCAAACAUUUGAUUGUUUAUUCUAAAUCAUGGUUAAAUAGGCGUUUGUUUGUCAGUAUUUAGCCCGAACAAAUAUUUGUUUAGAUAUUCAAUCAGCGCGGCUGUCCAAUUGAAAUCGUAUCAUAAAACCCGCUUUGCAAGCUCUCUUUAAGCGUAAACAGAAGAAAAAUCAAAUAUGUCUCCUUUAAUCUAAAACACCUACUUGGCAAUUCCGAUCCUCUUGAAAUGAAACCAUAAUAGCCUUUUGUUAAAACAAAUCAUUUCUUGUGCCGACAUGGGGUCGGCUAGAGCGAUUAAAUGUGCUUGCGGAGAGGUGUUUGAUCCUACCGCCCAUGGCGACAAGUCGACUGUAGAGUCGUUCUAAGUAUCUCGUCUGUAUCCGUUAAUUAGACACAUUACUUCAUCUUACAGCUUAUUUAAGGAAAUUAAAUUUUUGGUCAGUUAAGACUUUAUCUCAGUUUAUUUUCAACUACCUGAGAACAAAGCCCUCAAAGCUCAUCGUAACCUACGCAUUCCAAACAGCUUUUUUUUUUUAGCUUGCAAUAAAUUCUGUUUGAAAUUAAAUUCGCAGCUCGAUUUAAUCUGCUAAUUAAAUUAUUGAACAAACAAUUACGGCCAAGUAGCCUCAAGCUGUAAUAUCGAUAUAAUUGACCGCACAAAUAAACAUUUCACUUACCAGUUUUGAUUACUCAACUUAAUUCAGUGUCUCCUGACAAAUUUAGGGCACAUAUAUAUGUUACUAUCUCUUUUGAAUAAUUAAUUAAAUUCUCUUUCUGUUAUUAUGUUUUCAAAGAGGUAAAUAGUUAGCUAAAGCCUAGAGUUUAGAUCCCCUCUGGCUCAUCUCUGUUUCGCAUUAAAAGAAGAUUACAGGAAAUUUGUUGCCAUCUACCGCAGAAUUUGUAUCUCAUUUCCUGACAGGAUAUUUCAUGGCUCAAACAGUGCCCGAGGGAGGAUAAAUACAGAUAAAUACUACAAUACUCUCAGAUUAAAGGUUGAACUCAGGCGCCUCUUGGUCUCCGCCGUUUGUGUGAUCAUGAUUUACAAAUGCAUCCAUGUUGAUGUACAAACGGGCUGAAAAAAUGAGAUGAUGACACCAUCCAUCAUUCAAUUAUUGCACCUUUCAUUUAGUUUGACUUUCGAAAGUAAUUAUCUUUGCAGAAAAGUGACAUAUGCGAUGUUAUGCUCCAAAGCGUGUCUCUCCAAAUCAUGCUAAGUCUUAAAGAUGUCUUCUUAUCCUUUUGCAAACAAGAAGAAUUAUAAAUAACAAAAGCAAAUUUCAUUAUUCCACUUCAUGGCUGAUCCAGAGAUGUUUGAGAGCCCCCUAGAAAACACGGAAAUUCUGUUUUACACCAUUGGCCCUAUGGGCAAAAUAAGCUUAGAAACAUUUCAAGACAACUAAAUUUUAAACACUUCAUAUUAAGUUGCUGCAUGCGAUCCUGACAUAGCGACGAUUCACUGCUCCUGAGGAGUGCCUCACGAAUUGUUAUUGUGUCCAAAUUUUGAAACGGCGGACGCUUGUUCCAUUAGAACUUCGCCGCAUUCAUUUAAUAUACGGAAGCUUCAUCCCACAAAGCAAUGGAGAACUUUGUUUCUCUCCUUUUUUUGAAGAAGGAUAAUGAGCCGUGCAUUUAUCCUUGAGAACGAAUAAACGGCUUUGGGUUUAAAUAGCGCAGAUAAAGGGCUAACGUGGCGUCACAUUUAACGGAAAAACACAGAAUCCGGUGCACAUCCGAAACAUGUUCUUUCCGAGCUGACACAAGUAUUUAUAACCAGCGGUAUGGAAACAACUGGAAAGCCUUGCUAAGCAGAUAUCCUUUGUUCUAGUAUUACUCAAAAUAAAAUGCACAGAAAAGUGAUUUUCAUUAGCCUAAACGGAUUUCUAAUUCCUGGUUGACUUUAACUUAAAGGAUUCGUGGUCGCAAGCUGAAAUAAUAUAUGGAACAUCUAAUUAUACUCUGAUGAUUUCUGCCUAACAUUUAGAUACCUAGAAAAAAUAGUAAGUGAACCUUUAUCCUGUUGUAUUCAGAAAAUAUAUUGAAAACCGAUUACCCAAGAUGCUCUCUUAAAACCGACUUCCCAUUAACAGAUCAUCUCUAUCGGCAUGGCCUAGAGGCCGAUUGUUCUUUAUAAGAAUUGUUUUCAGGACGAGAUGAAAUGUAAAAUAUGGUAAAUCUAUUAAAACGCUUAAUGUAAACAUGAAUUCCUUUGUUAGAACGAAUAUACUCUUUUCGGAAAUGGAACGCCUUGGUUUGUGUUUCACAUCCAAGUAUCUGGCAAAUUGACAUUUAAGCAGUUUAACACUUAGCCCUUCUUCCACAUAAAAACCUUGCGUGACAUCCAUGACUGUUCGAUUUGUGUAUGUACCACCACCUACCUAGAGUAAGAGAUUUCGAAGCUUCGUUGUUUUAGGUGCUUGUGAUGACCAUUGUAAUGCAAAAAGUCUAAGUGUUUGACUCAUAAGAACACAUCUACCAACCCUACCACGAUCAUGCUAUCUAAGAAGGCGAUUCGCAAAGAAACAAGGGAGAACUAGCAGAACUAAAACAAAAUAACAUUAGUAAACUUGUGCCUUCUUUUUCCUUUGUUAGGACCGGCUUCGUGUACACAUCAAGGGAGAACUUAUAAGGUACCACUAAUUUUAAUCAAGUCAAUGAAUAACGUUGAUCCCAAGAUUUCAUGACUAAUUUUCCUUACUGUCUGCCAUGCAAUUUAUAUGAUGUUAGUUUGGAACUGGAUCAACCAAUAAUCCCCCAAUUGAUAUUAUUCUUUAUUCUCAUUACUUGUCUCCUUGAUAUUGUACUGAUAGUGUAAGGAGAAAUUCUGUCUAAGUCACUGGUGGGACUUAAAGGGUUAAAGUCACAAAAACAAACAUUUUUCCUUAUCUAAAGAAACGCAAUGCAUGACCAAUGGAUGAAUAACAUGCAGUCUUGUUGUCCCCAUCCCACUAAACAACUUAUUCGUUCAUAUUUUGACCCUUACUGUAUUCAAAAGUAAUAAAUAAAUCUCACUCCAAAAAUCUCCGAUUUGGUGCGGAACAAACAUCUAGUUUGGACUCCUAAAACUAUUUUAAUCAUGGCAAGUUUCUCUUUCAUAGUUCACUUCCGUUAAAAUUAAGGUACAUAACUGCGCUCGGAAAGAAUUAUCAUAACCCAAACAUGGCCAACAAGCAAGUACAAGAAAAUGAGUGAGACUGACCAUGCAAGCCAAUAAUUGUACGCAAAUUCGUAGCAUUAGUAAUUAAACUGAAAAAGCGUUUUUUCUUUGUAUGAAUAAACAGCACAACGAUUCUUGGUUUGCAAAGGAAUGCAAAAUCUGCUUUUGCACAAAUGGAACUGUCUCAUGCCAGCUUCAAAAAUGCAGCCCAAAAAAUUCACUUAGAUGCCCGGAGGUAGGUACUGUUCUUAAAAAAGGAAAGUCCAUUGUCAUCAGCUAUGUUCCAUUUUUUCCUCAAAUGUAAUGUUUGACCAGCUUUUACUAGUUUGCGUUUUCGUGGGCAAAUAUACAACAAAACACACACUGAGUAUUUUCAUUUCCUGGCAUGAGAUCAUUUUAUGAAUGCCUUUCUCUGUUAAAAGAGGGGGUGUUUCUCAGGAGUAAUAGAGUCUCCUGUGGCCUAAAACAAGUACUAAUUUAAAACGAUGAAGCAGCCAAAUAUGCCCUUGAAUUCUACAAAAUGCCUGUGUACGACCCCCCCCCCCCAAAACAAUACCAAUGCAGGCUCUUAAAUUGCCAUGUUAAUAGAAUACUGAUAUGCUUGCUGAGGAAAGAGAGCUUCAAAAAUCAUGAAAAUGCUUCUGUCCACUCUCUUAUUUACUUUUAAUUGAUUUGUCUAUUUGUUUAUUUUUUUUCUUAAGGGCAAGGCACCAGGUCUGGUUCCAGGGGCUUGCUGCCUUCAAUGUGUAGAGAGUGAGUAAUGGUGGAGUUUUUUAUUGUGGUGAAUUAAUGGCUGUAAAUGUAUGAAAAUCAUAUAUAUGAGCUGUGGAUAAAGACGUGAAUAUGAAAGCGAUCUUCAAAGUAAUGAACUCUACUCAGGCAGAAGUGAAAAUAAGGCCUAAAAAUUUUAUUCACCACUUCAUGGGUUUAUUUGGAACUAACAUAUGGACCAGCUCCCAGUUGGCUUGUUAGCUCAGUUGGUAGAGCACUGAACUGGUAUUGCAGAGGUCAUGGGUUCAAAUCCUGUACAAGCCUGAAUUUUUUCAGGCGUUAUUUUCACUACUACUUAAGUAGUGUUCAUUACUGUGAAGAUCGCAUCCAUAUUCAUUACUUUAUCCCCAGUUCAUUUAUAUGAUUUUCAUAUAUUUACAGUCAUUUAUAAAGCAAAUUAUUGAUACAGCAACUAUUUACACUGCAAAGGGUUUGAACAUGGCAGUAACAUGUGACUGUGUAGUUUAAUACUCUGGCUGAGAGUAGUCCUGAGGAGCACUGUUGUCAGUAGUAGCAGUGACCGACAUUUUAACAACUUGAGCAGAAGUCAUCAUCAGAGUGAGGUGAAGGGUUGUUGUUGGUCAAAUGUACAAAGUCCAGAUUAAGUGAAUUGAUUGGAGUGAAUUAAUUGGUCAGUACAGCAGACUUUGUGAUCCCAACACCAUAUCUCACACAAUGUGAUGAGUAUCUCUACCUGCACAACAUUUCCUUAUAAAUUUGGCAGAGAGUUUUUUUUGUCUAUCAAAAAAGCACCCUUCUCAAUUUAAGUUUCUUUCAUCUAUUGAUUAUAUAUUUAUUUGCUGUUUAUUUCCAAGAAUUUGUUUUUUUUUCAUUUGGGAAAUUUGCCUCGCUUUUCAAACUUCUCGUAACUUGUUUGCCUAAUAACUUAAGGCAUUUGUAUUAAGUAAUUACAUUUGAUCACUUCUAGAGGUGGAAUAUUUAAUCAUAUUUGAGAGUUUGCAGUUUGACAAGGAAUGAUAAACCUUGAAUGGUGUGCAUGAAAGACAAUUUUUUCAACUAUAACCAGCUUCAACUCUUUAACUUCCAAAAGUGAUUAACGAGUAAACUUCUCCCAAUCAUACCAGUACAUUAUUCCGCAAAAAGGCAAUGAGAAUACCUCAACUUAUCAGGUAGAGUUUGUUAUCUUGAUCUAACACUAAAUUCUCGCAACAAUUUUAGGAGGAAAUGUUCUAGAAGCUAGAGGGGAGAGUUAACAAUCAGAUCUUGGGAGUUGAAGGGUUAACGAACUAUAGGAAGCCUCACAUACCUCUUGCUACCGUUAUUGUCAAUCUAAAGAGCACUUUUUCAGCAAUAUUUUGAAUAGGAUACCCAAUAUCUAUUCAGUAGUCUUACCCGCGAAAGCAGAACCAAUGAUACCAGCUUCGAGGCGAAUUCCAAUUUCUCGGUUUUGACGCGUUGAAACGUCCCCUGUUGAUUUACCAGCUUUUGUGCACCGAAAUAUUGUUUCUCCGUGAACUGUCCGUUUGAUUUGACAGGAAAUUUUACCAGAAAGGUCGAAAAGUCAUCACCCAUUGCCGCCAUUUUGUUUUUUCUCACAACAGCCAUAAAUGGACAUAAUGCCAAUCCACUCGCCAAAUAUGGAAAAUAUCAAAAAACACCAAAGGGGGUGGGUUGGGGUGGAACUGUUUCAAUCUUGUUUUUCAUCUCUAUUGCCACGACGGAAAAAGUAAAAAACUGGAAGAUCAUGAUAAAAGAAGGCAAGAUGAAUUCAAUAAAACCAAUUCAAAAGCAAAAAUUGAAAGAAAGAAUAUAUUUUCAUUUCCUUGUUUAUCGGGAAUACUUCGUUGCAUUUCAAGAGUGCAGUUGUUCGUAGAGUUUUAAAAGUGUUCGACAGCAUCUGUUUUGGCAGAUAUGUGAUCCUUCUUCCAACUCCACAGGGACUCCACAGAAAGCUCACUAAAUCUUGGUUGCUCAAUAAAAAAUUCACUCAAAAAGCUCGCUGGUAGGACUCUCGUGGCGUCCUCUGCAUCUUCGAGAAGACUCUUGCGUUUACCGCGAAUACUCCGUUGCAUUUCAAAAGUGUAGUAAUGAUUCUCUAAGCGCUUCAAACUCCAAUGAACACAGACACAUUCCCUUCAUUUGAUCAGGCGCGUAGACACGCUGCAGACCGGGGCCAAACACCAUCUGCUCCGCCGCUGACCUUUCUUACACCUUGCGCACGUGCAUUAGAAGUCAGAGGGAGAUUUGCAAAAGGAAGAAACUGAAACCUUCUCAUUUUAAUACUCGGGCUCUACUGUGGACGCCCGAGAAAAAAAAAGAAAUAAAAAGGAGAAGCAAAAAUUAAAAGAAAAAUAAUCCAUACCUGGUGUAAAUUGCAUCAGAAUACAGCUUGGCUCUCUUUGAUCAUAUGUUUCCCCGCUGGCCAUAGAAGCCCCAAAAGCUAUUCGAGAGGAGUUGCUCGCAGUCUAAACUUCUUGAAUUGAAACUAAAUCAUUUUUUAAACAGCUGCAGGCUUUCUUCAUAACUUGUUUGUUUGUUUGUUUGCCUUUUUAGAGACUGGUGUUUGUACAUCGUAUGGAGACCCACAUUAUCGAACAUUCGAUGGUCAAAUGUUCAACUUUCAUGGCACUUGCCGAUACCAACUCACGUCAGACAACGCAAACUUUACCAUACGCAUGCGUAAUGAUCGGCGAUACACCAAAGUCUACGCUUGGUCCAAGGCCCUGGCGAUCCAUUUGGUUGACUCCUCGAUUGUUUUACAUAAGGACCUGCAAGUGAAAGUGAAUAAGUCGGAUGUGAAGCUACCAUACUAUCAUCUGCCUUAUUUUCAGAUAACGAAGGGUAGUUUUACCAUAACCCUUGUGUCCAACAUAGGAGUUCAGGUCCAGUGGGAUGGUAAGGGUUUCAUUGAGAUAAGAGUGCCGAAGAGUCUUAUGGGUAAAGUCGACGGGCUGUGUGGGAAUUUCAACGGUAACUCAAAAGACGACUUUAAUCUGAAAAACGGCAGGCGCGCUACGUCCGCUCAAGAAUUUGGAGAAAGUUGGUCAUUGGGUCGAAGAAAUCACGGGUGCAAGAAAGCCCCUUCAGAACCAGUGAAGUCAACGAUGUCACAAUGUCGUUUGCGGAGACUCAUUAGUGGUCGUAAACGAUGCUCUGUUAUCAAGAAGCAGUUUGCAAACUGUCACGGAAAGGUGAAGCCGGACGCAUAUUACUCGUCGUGCGUUUCGGCGGUCUGUCAGUGUACAGGAAGGCGGUGCGAGUGUGACGCUGUUCUGGCUUACAAAAACAAGUGUAAAAGCGAAGGAAUCACAGUGAACUGGGGCAGGAAUUGGAAAAGUUAUUGUGGUAAGUGUUAGAGUAAUUUCCACGCUCGUAGAGCUAUAUAGGUUUAUACAGUUCGCGUAAUGACAUACCAGACGAAAUCUUAGGUAUUCGCAAAUGCUGUCCUAAGACAGGUGCACAGAAAUAAAUGAGAUAGCACUUUGCACUCACUGCACGACAUUUAUCAAAAAAAAAUUCCAAGAUAAAUUUUGAGUUACUGUUUUCCUGCUUGUAAGGAGUCUCUUGCGCUGUCAAAGGCGCCGUCUUUGACGACUGUGCUCCUGCCUGUCAGCGGACGUGCGACAACAAGGAUGACGUAAGUGUUCCGUGUCCCAGCAGCUCUUGCGUGCCUGGUUGUCUGUGUCCGGUGGGAACUGUAUGGAACAGUCAAAGGACAAAAUGUAUUCAUCCGGAGAAAUGCCCUCCACAGGUGAGAUGGCUGCGGGGAAGAUGUGCUUAAAAGUAAACAAUCUGAUGUCGCAAAAAGAACUUGCAAACACACCAAAACCUUUCGGCAAAUCUCUCUAUUUGCUUCGCAGAAGAAAACCCAACAAGUUCUUAAUCUGAAACAUUCUCCAAGAAAAGAACGAUAACAUCUUUUUCUCACCUCCUCGAAAAAUUCUGUUUUGCAUUCGAAGUUUUAACGCCUAUGAUGUUAUUUAAACAUACUAGGUGCUUUUCGUAAAAAAGCUACCAUGAAUCAUAUCACUUUGAAUUUCGUAGACUCUUCCACCGUCAAAGAAUUGUUAAUGCUCCGUAUUACACCACUAGUACUCAAAUUUCUAAAUAUAGAAAGCAGCAUUUACCACCGCUCAGUGAAAAAACAUCGAAAUGAAACUUUCAAUCAGUGCCUUGUCUAAAAAUCAGACACAUUGAGACAAAUGAACAAUUACUAGAACGGAGAAAUUGAUAAAGGUCACGCAGUUGGUGGUGCAAAGUGCUGUGUGACAACGAUGAUGAAGGCGCUUAUGCCGUAGAAAGCAUUUAUCAUUUUCACUACCCUACGUUAUGACGCGAGUAUGUUAUCAGCUUCAAAAGACUUUUUCUAUCUGAUGAAGUUUGCCUUCAAAGUAGCAUACAUCUAUGUCACUUUCAAAUCUGGCUUGGCAGCCUGAUCGCUUACCUUCGACGUAACAACGUGUCACUCCUCUUUUCCCUUAAAGGUGGCCGGCCCUGUCGCAAUGUUGUUUUCAAAAUGGCGGCUUCCCUGAUCGAAUUUCUCACACAUCUGAAGACAUUUUUUCUAAUCGUAAGCUUACUAUUUAGAAUCUCAGAACACCUUGAUCAAUUGACUUCAAUAUACAAUGUUAAAUGGCGGAGAUAAAAAUUUAAUGCUUUUUUCAAAUCUACGUCUCUAUUAACAAUGAUAAAGUUACACAUAUUUCACUAGCCUUCAUCUAACCUUUUGUUGUAACUUGAAAAUCCAACAGCUGUCGUCCAUUCAGGGUAAACUACGAAGAGCGGCUGUGAGUUUGAAGAGGAGUCACAAGUGGAUGAUCAGACAAAUGAAGAAUAACGAUGGAAGAUAAAGAUAGUUUUAGCCGACAACAUUUGCAUUCAAUAACUCAUAUAUGAACCAGCUGGUCAGUACUUCGAUGAAACACGUGUAUGCGCGCGCAUAGUCGCAAGGAUUCGUCCAAUUCAUAUGACAGGAGAGAAAGGAGAGAUGGACGGUUUCCAUUGACUGCUCAGCAGCAACAAUAACUUUACAAAUCACACCCAUGGACUGUGAACCUAUCAACGAGACCAUACAUAUGUAACGAAGUCUAUGGUUUCACAAAUAGUUUUAAUCUUACACAUCGCUAUCAGUUGCGUAGCAUUAGUCAUCACACGCGCGUAUCGAACUAAUAUAUAUUUUUUAUCUCAAAGGAUAUAUAUUUUCUCACCGAAACCUGAGGGGUGGAUAUCAAAUCAUCCAUAGAAGAACUCCCUUCAGAACUACCCCUCCCCCUAACUCAACAUUAACCCUAACUUGUUACACUUGACUGUUGUUCAGUUAGGGGAGGGGUAGGUGCGAAGUUUCUUUGAUACUGACAUUGCUUAAUGUUGACAUUCGAAACCUCGUCAUAUCUAUAAUAAUCCUAUAAAUGACAACGUAUAUUAUUUAUGAAUCUUUAAAUUGUCUUACUCAUCUGUUGCAUCAGGCACCAAUAACUAUUAACCCGUGGUCUCAAAGAAUACCUUACAAAUAUUUUUACCAAAUAAGACUGAAAUUUUCCUUAGACUUUUAACAGUGUCAUGUAAGCAUUUGCCCUGGUUUCAACUAAAGUACAACCCAAAAUUUGAAUGUAAUUUUUAGUGAAAAAGUUUACCACAUAAAAUUUUUUCCACUUAUUAAGGAACCAAGCCUUAUACUAAAGAAAGGCUGGGGUCAUUUCAAAAGGGAUCACAAUAUGAAAUCACUUGGAAAACCUUGUCAUUAUAUCCUCUUAAAACUGGAAUUAAGACCGAUGGUAUUU